AUGCACGCGCCCCGUUGCAACCUCCUCCUCGUCUUCGUCGCUUGUCAUUUCGCGACUGGUGGUCUGUCCUUGCCGGCCUCGACGACCUACGAUCAACGACAAACUGGUGACGUGAACGUGCAGGUCCAUCUGAAGGAUGUGCGAGUGGUCGCGUUGUUGAACUCGGAGAUACUUGACGAUUACACGGAGUAUGAUUACUUCUACGACUACGCCGACUUCACGUUGAAACCGAUCCUCAAGCCCACUACCACCACCACCACCACCACCACUACCACCACUGAGACAGUUUCAUCAGCUACAGAAGACGUUCAACAAUCGAACUCUUUCUCGCAAGAUUCAACUCAGUCUCCUCCAACCAGUGAGUCAACUACGAACUCUACCUUCGUACAAAGCAUGGUGGAUAUUGAGAAAACGAACGAAACCGCCUCGAACGAAAAUUCAGAAAUUUCAGAAAGUACAAAAGCCAGGAGUCCGUUUGAGAAUGAGCUGGAAAAUCCAACGAUGCGAAGCAACGGGGAAUUAUCCACGGAGGAUCCGUCCGAAAGAUUGUCUGGGAAACGAUACAGAUCAGAAUCGCUGGAUGAGAAGGGUCGCUGUCAUCGUCUGAAUCAACGAAGAUUAUCGCUAAUUCCGCACUCUACCUGACGGAUCGUCAAUCUCGCGAGUAAACGCAGCCCCAGCGACCUACGAUCAGCAACAAAACGGCGACUUGAACGUGGACGCGAAGUUCGAGAAUUUUUUGGUAGUGGUCGCCACUUCCGGCAGCGGUGAUCUGCUCGGCAAUCUGGCGUCGCAGGUGUUCCGCCUGAACAGGCUGAGCUCACAGCAAGCUCGUAGCAAACAGCAGAGCGGGAAGAACUCGUCUGAAACGGUGGUUUAUGAGACAGAGGAUGCAGAUGGCGGGAGAGAGCCUUACCACGUCGAGAUCGUUCAUAUAGAUAAGGAGGGAAACUUCACGGCUGCCCGAAGUAAACACUCCGACGAGUCGUACGGAGCUAAAAAUAGAGAAAACACCGAGUUAAAUGCGUCGUUGAAGGAUUCCAAAAGUUUGGAUUCCUUGCAAAGCGUCAGCGAUUCAAAGGUAUCUAUCGAUGAUAGUAAAACGACGAUAAAGAAGAUUAGGAGUCUUUGGAAUGCCGAGGAGCAUCAGUUCGUUGACAGUCCGAUAAAAGGAAAUAAAAGAUCAGCCAACAUCAGGAAUUCGCAAGUGGAAAACCUCCACCAUUCGGAGGACCUGUCGGUUAAAGAGGAGGCAUUGAGAGCAACGAGACCGGGCAUAUCGUUGAAAAAACAAUUGUCGAAAAAAGAAGAGAAGGAGGAGGAGAAUGAGGAAGAAGACGUACCUUUGAUUUCCGAAAAGAGGAACGAAUUGGGCAACACGCUGGUGGAACAGGAGCUGGUAUUGCUGGGAGGUGGUAUCGAGAACUGUGGGCCUGGAAGAUUUAGGGAUAAAUUAGGCAUCUGUCAAACCGACAAGAAUUUUAAUUAAAACACAGCUUAGUUCAGUAGGUGCACAAGUACCUAUAUACAGGUACAUAGAAUUUCACGCAGAAAAGUAUGUAAGAAGAAAUUGUAUAAAAAGUUCGAGCACAAACUUUGUUUUUUCUCUCAUAAACGUUUGUAUCAUGCAUGUAUUGUACUGUUUGCGUCACGAAGAAAUAAAUU
Messenger RNA from Heterotrigona itama, 1665 nucleotides. The record is from the annotation of a GenBank genome assembly. Lineage: Eukaryota; Metazoa; Arthropoda; Insecta; Hymenoptera; Apidae.